Larimichthys crocea (large yellow croaker) is the source of this 3620-nucleotide messenger RNA. It is a transcript of the gene arhgap22a, whose product is annotated as Rho GTPase activating protein 22a. The transcript has 11 exons. Lineage: Eukaryota; Metazoa; Chordata; Actinopteri; Sciaenidae. Bases 186 to 2465 code for a protein of 759 amino acids. Gene Ontology annotation, biological process: signal transduction; activation of GTPase activity. Gene Ontology annotation, molecular function: GTPase activator activity. The record is from RefSeq and is a predicted model, not a curated record. Gene Ontology annotation, cellular component: focal adhesion.
CUUCCUUUAGUGAGCGACAGACUGAAAAAGAAGAGGAGGGCAGAAGGCCACUGCAGCUGUGUUUUACUUCUCUGGAAAUCACUUUCUAUCACUGCAGCUUCUUGGGACUAUAUGAUGCUUUCUUGUGCAGCACGGAGACUUUGGCUCCAGGCUGAGAGUCGUCUGGUCUGCCCAUCGGAGAUGACAUGAAAUGGCCCCAGCGCAGAAGUAUACACUGUGUAGACGAGUUCGUAACCAUGAAACCAUUCAGGAAAUCUCUCACCAGUGACAAACAAAAGGAAUUGGCAGCACGGUCCAAGAGCAUGGUGCUUGGAGAGUUGUCUCGGGUCUCCAGGCCAUGCUCUCCUCUGGAUCAGGAGAAAGCACUGAAGGCAGGCUGGCUGAAGAGACAGCGGAGUAUCAUGAAAAACUGGCAGCUGCGUUGGUUUGUCCUGAGGACUGAAGCUUUGUAUUUCUACAAGGACCAGGAUGAAACCAAGGCACAGGGUUGUAUUCCUCUUCAGGGCAGUCAGGUCAAUGAGCUACCUGCCAAUCAGGAUGAGCCUGGUCGCCACCCUUUUGAAAUUGUUCCAGGGGGAACUGGAGAAAAGGAUCGAACAGGAAUAAGCCAUGAAUCAUUCCUGCUGAUGGCCAACUCUCAGAGCGACAUGGAGGAAUGGGUCAGGGCCAUACGUCGAGUCAUAUGGGCUCCAUUCGGAGGAGGUGUCUUUGGGCAGCACCUAGAGGAGACAAUGUUAUACGAGGCCCAAUGUGGCCCUCAGCGACUGGUCCCUGUGCUGGUUGAACAGUGUGUGUGUUUCAUACGUGAACAUGGGCUUGAGGAGGAGGGCCUUUUCAGGGCCCCUGGACAGACCAAUCAUGUUCGAGAGCUGCAGGAUGCAUUUGACCGUGGCGAGAAGCCAGUGUUUGACAGUACCACAGACGUCCACACAGUGGCAUCCCUGCUAAAGCUGUACAUACGGGAGCUUCCAGAGCCUAUAAUCCCAUUCUCCAAAUACACACAGUUUCUCUCUUGUGCUCAGCUUCUUACCAAGGAUAAAGCAACGGGUAUCCUAGAGCUAGGCAAACAGGUUAAAUCCCUUCCUCAGGUCAACUACAACCUCCUUAAAUACAUCUGCAAGUUUCUGGAUGAAGUUCAGUCUUACUCCAAUGAGAAUAAGAUGAGUGUUCAGAAUCUGGCCACUGUGUUUGGGCCCAAUAUCCUUCGGCCCAGAGUGGAAGAUCCAGUCACAAUGAUGGAGGGAAGCUCACAGGUGCAGCAUCUGAUGACUGUGUUGAUCAGUGAACACGCUGGACUUUACCAACGGGAGGAGCCGGAAACUGAGAUCAAGAUUCCUCCACAGCAACAGCAGAAUACUAUCCAACGGUGCAAAGUGGAAUGGCUCUCACAAGAAAACACUGACCCUCCACCCUCCUCAGGCACAGACUUGAAAACCCCGAAAGAGAAACCCCAACCCUCCACCCCUUCUGCAGUCAGUAAGCCAACAGCACCAAGCCCCAUAACAACGCUGGAAAAAGGUGAGGAUGUUCAGAUUGAAGGGAAGGACGAGAGCAGGACAGAGGAAAAAGCAGAUGGCAAAGCAGAAGAGAAAGGUGGAAGUGAAGUAGCCAUUAGCCCCAGUAAACAAUCUAAAGCCCUGCCUUCCUGGAGGUGCUCCUUCAAGGGCAAUGCCGCAUCUGGGGGGCCAAGGGGGAAAAUCGGGGGGUCAGCAGGAGAUGUGUCAGCAGCUGCUGGGAGCAAUUGGCUGAUGAAUGGCCUGUCAUCCCUCCGAGCUCACAGGCGCACAACCUCAUCAGGUGAAAGACUUAAAGACUCUACUUUGUCUCUGAAGGACUCAACCCUCUCCCUUAAAGAGACCACUCUUUCACUCAAGGACUCACAUAGAGACUCUGAUGAAGACUCCCCUCAAACAUCCCUCUCACACAGAGCCCUCCUCCAAUCCCACAGACUGUCUGCCUAUGACAACGUUGCCCCGUCCAGUCUAAGCCUGCCUGCUGACACCUCCAUCUGGACAUCCUUCGAGAUCUCAUUGGCCGAGCCAGAGGGAAGCAAUAAGGCAGUAAAAUUAGGGCAGGGUCAAGAGAGAUCCACAGAGGUGAGGGACAGUACAAAUACUCUGGACAACAGUGCAAGUGGUACUGAGGAUGAUCUCGCAGGAACAAAUGAGGGUCUUACCAACAUGCUGACUGAGCUCAAGCAGGAGCUGAAGAAACAGAGGACGAGUUAUGAAACCUGCAUUCGCAAGUUGGAGGAGUCCUGUGCUAAGUACCAGUCCCAGGUAAACUGCCUUGAGGAGGAACUUGACCAGGAGAAGAAAAAGUUUCACAUGCUAGAGAUCCGACUCAGGAACUCAGAGCGGGCUCAUCAAGACGCAGAGAACCGAAACAUUCUCCUCCAGCAAGAGAUGGAGGAGUUCUUCAAAACCCUUGGAGAUCUGACCACGGGGGCUACACGGACCAACUAGACAAAGCCAACCUGCCUUCAUCUGGUCCAGCAGAGGAGGAGGAGCUUGAUUACUGGAAAGAUCAGCCAGCCCCAAAGCUUUGAAGACCAAAUACCUCUAGUGCAGUACUACUUGCCAUCGUGUCCUCUUUAGUACAGCCGUCUUGUGCCUACACUGACCAGUGCCGGUGCCAAACAAGAACUCUUCUGGACCAAGCAGCUCUCAUUUAACCAUUCCACAAAAUCCCUGACUAUUAUACACCAUAGGUCACAUAGCUAAUUAUUUAUUGAUUAAAUUCCUCUGUUAGAGAGCAGAAAAAGCCUUACAUGCAAGGUUUAGCCUUCCCAUACACACCCUGUUCAUUUCCCUCGAGAACUCUUGACAGAAAUGUUAACUUUGACAGUAAAAGAAACAACAAUGUGAGACAUUAAAAUUCAACUUCUUUAUUUGCUGGAGUUAAAAGUAGACAGUUUCCAUUUCUGGUGUAUAUAAUUAGUCUGUUAGUGAGGCAAUUUCAGAUCUUAAAAUUCACACAACUGGCCUUACCAAAACACACCACAACAGGUUAACUCUUUGCUGUCAGUGUUUGGCCAAACCAUCAGAAGACUGCAGCAUCAUCCCAGUAGUGCUGAAUGGCUUUCCUUUCUUUCCUCUAAAUGUACCUGCACUAAAACCAGAUUUGCUCAGAGAAAACUCAUGCGUAGUCUAUUCUAUCUUUUCUAUUUUUGAGGAAAUGAAGGAGAGGAAAACCACACAAAGAGGGAGCCACAACAGUCUAGUUGAGAUGUGGCCCAGAAGGGGUCAGGACAUGCGUCACAAUCCCCAAAGUGCAUUCUGAGAGCUGAUGCUAGGGGUAACUGCCUAGAGUGCCCAACCAUGAAAGGGGCAAAAGGGACAGGUUGGGAAUUUGAGCCAUCAAAUACAUCCAAAAGGUUAUCAUGGCAGGUAGCAAAUGCCUGUUUCCUGACUCUCAGAAAACAUACAUACAUCUACAAUAAAAUGUACAGAUCAAUCACUGACUAUACUAAUCUAUGAAUUAUAUUGCACAGAAAACAAAAAAAAUGAAACAAAAUGCAUAUAAACAGUACUUCCGAAUGAAAUGUACAUUACAUAAAAUAGACGCCUCCUAGCUUGAAAUAAAUUAAAUAAAUAAAUAAAUAACACAAAUACAGAAAA